CUUUUGUAACGCGCUUGUCGGUGUUAUUGUCAUGGUUUUCCACGUGUUUCUCAUAUUUCCGCGCUCUUUUCCUGCGGGACGUCUAGGUCUACCGGCUACGUCAUAGUAGAGCCUAUUCCACGGAAUACCAAGCGGCGUUCGACGAUGUCUAACAAGCCAAAAGCGAAAGGAAGAUACAAGCAAAGCUGCUGUUUCGUGCCGUACUGCAGGAGCGGCUACAGAUCUAACUUGAAGCGUGCCUCUCUGUUCCGAGCGCCACUGGACCCGGUGAGGCUCUCGGAGUGGGAGGAGAGCAUCGGGAGAACGGACAAAAAGCUGACAUCGUCGGCGGUGGUGUGCGAAAGGCACUUCGAAGAGAGCUGCAUCGAACGCACGUUCCGGAUAGUCAUCGACGGAGUGGUAAACGAGAUCCCCAGAGAGGCACCUCUCCUGAAGCGAGAUGCCGUCCCAACCGUAUUCGAAGAUUACGCCAUUUGUAGCAAUCGCAAGUUCCCGUGUAGGAAACUGGUGAGCGUUGUUCGCGAACAAGAAAGGGCGCAUGAAUCGUCCGAGCGGCGGAACGGAGGAAACUGUACCAGCGAGUCGCGCUUGGACGUCGACGCAGUGUCCGACAGCCAAGACGACGUCGAUUUUACGGGUGAAGCGGCGUUAUCGUCCGCGGAAAGUGGUGACGUCGAAUGUACCGGCGAAAGUGGUGACGACGAAUGUGCCGGUUCCGUAGAGGAGGAGAGCGCCGCUUGCGAUGAAGAAGCGAGCGAAGACGGGAGUACGGCACGCCCAUCUACUGCACGUCCCGUCGCUCACGCGUUCGAAGACAUUCAGAUUCCAUCAACAUGGGCGAGGGUGCCUUGUCUGGGCGAAGGCAGUCUAGCUUACGCCCGUUGUGAAAUGCAAGUGAACAAUUUUUCUUGUCUGUUUAUCGAGAGGAUGGUUGUAUUCGGAACUGUAUCGGCCGAUGACGGCUCCGUCACUGCAACCGUUUACAUGAGGGGCAGGGAAAGCUUCAAGGAAGUUCUCAGGACACGGUGUGAAGCGGAGGAAUUUAUCAAAGACAUCAACGCGGUGUCCUUAUGCGAAGGAUGUGGCGUGAAGCCUACGUCGACCAAGUUCGCAUCCUACAGAGACAUGUAUUUCGCGGAGAAGUGUCUCAUUAUUGCUGGUGCAAAAGGUGAAUCGUGCGUACGCUGCCAACAUGUGCGAAAGCUUAUGCAAGGACAAAUGGGCAAGCAGAAAAGUGAAGGCAUUUCUACUCUACCAGAAACCUAAGACCCUUUGUCGCAGUUUUAUUCCAACAGUGAUACGUUUCGAUAAAAUGCAUGUGCCAGUGGUUUAAAUCAAAAAUUGAAAUAAAACACUAAAGUGACCUUCCUUCAAGAACACACUUGUUUCUCAC
Molecule: messenger RNA, 1393 nt
Organism: Rhipicephalus sanguineus (brown dog tick)
Lineage: Eukaryota; Metazoa; Arthropoda; Arachnida; Ixodida; Ixodidae
Exons: 2
Coding region: 145-1266 (373 amino acids)
Molecular function (GO): sequence-specific DNA binding
Source: RefSeq, a predicted model, not a curated record